AUGCCACCCUCGUCGAUUCAGAUAAAACACAGUCAGGCCAGAGGGCUUUCAACAACGCAAUCAUCCGAGGAGAGUCGUGAUGAAGAACCGAGAAACCCACGUCGUAGAAGACGAAUAACCGUGUAUGAUAUCGUUGCGGGCAGAGUAAAUCGGCAACGGUUCAUCUCCCACUCGUACACUUCUCGAUUCAGACGUAAUGUGUCCUCUAGCCGGGCUGUUCGACCGUCGAAUGAUAUCGUAUCUCGUUUGGAAGGCGAUGAAGCCCUGGAUGACUGGAUUGACGAAAAUUCUCUAGACGGUGUUCCUCUUCCUUCGUCCGAUAUGCUCGAAGCAAUCCAAUCAUAUGCAGGUCAUUUCUACGCGAACACUGUUGACAGUCGUCGUACGGAACAUUUUUCCAGUAUGGAUGGGACCGCUCUCAUUGCAAUGGGAGUCUUAUUGGAAGAGAUGACAGAAGAAUUGCUUGGACAGACCGGAGAUAUGGUAUUGGUGGAACGUGAGGAUGACAGCAACGAUGAUUUAGGUUAUUACGCCAGCGAAGCUAGUAUCAGCAGCGUCCACACCGGAAGGGUGAGUAGAAAGCGGUCGGCUUCGGUCAUGAGUAGAGGUACAUCGAAGCAUACGUCUGGGACUGAGGACGACUCUAGUAGUUCUCGCAAAUCAGGGAAGAACAAGAGGCCUCGUCUCGAUAAAUCGGUUCGGGAACGUUCUUCUCAGGUGACGCGAGAGUCUUUUGCAGUUGCCCGUCACGGUUCGUGGGCCGCUCCUUCCUGUGUUGCUCCCGAGCCAAGCAACUUCACCAAAGAUCGAGCUCCCGUCCUUAAUAUUUCCUCCACUCAAUCUCUUGUGACGAAUGACGAAUGGAAUUUGCUAAAACAAAUCUCUGCAAUCGACGGUCGAGUUGUUUUGUAUAGUAUUUCCGAGACAAUGGCAAGUUUACACGCUCCCCGAAGCAAGGCGAUUUCGUCUGAAGUGAAACAGCAGAUGAUUCUCAAUCACAUACGUUCGACUCGUACUUGCCAUACACUCAAAGACUUGGAGAAGAUGCUACCUUCGGUUGCCAGUAUAAACAGUAUCCAGGUGAAAGAUUUUAUCAUUGGGUUGGUGAAUGAGAACAAGAUACGCGUGGAGAAAGUCGGCAGCAACAACUGGUACUGGAGCUUUCCAAGUGACGAAAGACGCGCGCGUGAAAACCUAGAGGAAAGAUUACUUCGAGAUUUAAAUCGUCUAACCAAACUUGUUGAGCAACUCGAAGACGAACUGCAAAAGAAACAGACUGCAGCGAAAGAGGAGGAAGGGUCUCGCGAGCCCAUAGAUAUUGAGACAGAAAGACGGGCUCUCAUGGAACGAAAGUCUAAAAUGUCCAGUGAAAUCGAGCGCCUCCAAGACCAAAAGAAUGCUUUCGAAAACAACGGGGUUUCUAAACUCAAACAGAAGACCGAGGAAAUCAAGAAAUGGAAACUGGAAACAGAAAUAUGGGAAGAUAACAUCAGCAUUAUGGAACAAUACCUUUGUAAGCUUGCCGGUGGAGACCGCGGACUGGUCGAGGCAAUCAAGAAACAGUGCUACGGUGACAAUUACGAGGACGAUCAUGAGAUAUCAGAGUCUGGGUGUUAG
This is a messenger RNA of Talaromyces stipitatus ATCC 10500, 1617 nucleotides long. RefSeq names its product GAJ protein, putative. The transcript is spliced from 4 exons. Gene Ontology annotation, cellular component: RNA polymerase I upstream activating factor complex. Gene Ontology annotation, biological process: nucleolar large rRNA transcription by RNA polymerase I. Bases 1 to 1617 code for a protein of 538 amino acids. The record is from RefSeq and is a predicted model, not a curated record. Gene Ontology annotation, molecular function: RNA polymerase I cis-regulatory region sequence-specific DNA binding. Lineage: Eukaryota; Fungi; Ascomycota; Eurotiomycetes; Eurotiales; Trichocomaceae.